This is a messenger RNA of Symbiodinium sp. CCMP2456, 1002 nucleotides long. The record is from the annotation of a GenBank genome assembly. NCBI's taxonomy places the organism in Eukaryota, Dinophyceae, Suessiales, Symbiodiniaceae.
AUGACGAGCCAGCCAGUCGCUACGUCGGAGCAUCGGCUGGCAUUAGCCACACUGCCCUGCUGCGCAGCGAUGGGCAGGCUGUCGUUUUCGGAAGCACCUCGUACGGCGAGUGCCAGGUGCCGGAACUACCCACAGGUACCAGCUACGUCCAGGAGCGACGGCGCCGCUGUCGCCUUCGGAGACAACUCUGCUGGGCAGUGUGACCUCCCUGAGGGCCGAGGCUAUGUGGGAGCAGCAGCCGGGCGAACACAUGCAGUGCUCCUGCGUGAGGAUGGAUCCGCCGUGGCCUGGGGCUUGAAGAAGUCAGGCUCUUGCACAGUACCAAGUCUCCCUGAGGGAGUGCGCUACAUCGAGGCUGCUGCAGGCGGCGACCACACGGUCCUGAUUCGGGACGAUGGGCAGGCGGUGGCCUUCGGUCACAACGGUGCAGGGCAGUGUGAGCUUCCGCCUCUUCCGGAGGGGCUGCGGUACGUCUCCUGCGCUGCCGGAUGGACGCACACGGUGCUCCUCCGCGACGAUGGGUUGGCUCUGUGUGUGGGCGGGAACGGCCGUGGUCAGUGUAAUAUCCCUCAAGGCCUGGCCAAUAACUGCGUGGCCAUCGCAGCCGGGGGCGCCCACACGCUGCUGCUUUGCAGCGAUGGCCGAGCCGUGAUUUUUGGCGACGACAAGUGUGGGCAGUGCGCCCCUCCCGACAUCUCGGAGAAUCUUGGCUGCGUCGCCUCGGCCACCGCCAGAGCCGUUCUGGUGGCCACGCUUGGGAUCGAGGAGGAUACCCUGGUGGCCCGCUGCGCUUCCGGCGCGGCGAUCCACGCGCCCGGCCUGAGCCAGGAGUCAAGCCUGGCAGAGGUGCGCCGCUGUUUGGCGUCGCGCCUGCGGGUCCCUCCGCUGCUUCUGAAGCUCGUGAAGUCGGAUGGAUCCUUGCUCGACUUGAUGUUGGACGACAAGGAGGUCUCCGAGCUGCUCGCAGAGCCUGCGACCUGGGAGCCUCUGGCACCAAGCUGA